Acanthopagrus latus (yellowfin seabream) is the source of this 3154-nucleotide messenger RNA. Its product is annotated as general transcription factor II-I repeat domain-containing protein 2A-like. Lineage: Eukaryota; Metazoa; Chordata; Actinopteri; Spariformes; Sparidae. The record is from RefSeq and is a predicted model, not a curated record. The transcript has 2 exons. Bases 1060 to 1995 code for a protein of 311 amino acids.
CCGACCCGAAGGCGCAGGGAAACGACCCUCUCGUUCACUGGGGUAAACUCCAACACAUGGCGGCUGAGCCGAGGAGCUAUAAGCAAGCCCACACCAACUCGCCGCCACUCACCACGGGCAACUCCAGAAUAGAAGAGAGUCCAGCCUCUCUCAAGGAGUUUGGUUCCAGAGCCCAGACUGUGCGUAGAGGAGAGCCCGACUAUCUCUAGUCGGUACCGCUCAACCUCUUGCACCAGCUCAGGCUCUUUCCCCCCCAGUGAGGUGACAUUCCAUGUCCCCAUGGCUAGAGUCACCAUCCGGCGAUUGGGUUGCCGGGGCCCCCGCCCACGACCGCCAACCAAAUCACACCGCAACCGCCCCUUAUUUAAAUUUAGGUUUAAAUUCAUUUUAUUUUAUAUAUUUUAUUUUUUCAAUGUAAUUGUUACUGUUUUUUUAGAUUGAAGCAGUCUUGUAACAUUCAAUUAAAAGGUGUUUCAAUAUUUUGUAGUUCAAAAUAUGCGUCACACUUUGUAUGCGUCAUCUGUUGCCGCCAGGCAAGUGACUUGUUUGAAUUUUCGAUCCCGGUAAGUUAGCUAACCAUGGAUGAAUCAAAAAAAAGAGAAAAGUCUCUGACGAAAAUAGAAUGUUUAAUGCUUCAUGGACAGACUUGCUUUCACUGCUGACGAAGCUGGUUUGCCUGUAUGCUUAAUAUGUGGCGAGAAGUUAGCAAACAACAAAAAAUCAAACGUUGAAAGACAUUUCCAGACUAAACACACAGCCUUUGCUAAAAAAAAUAUCCAGCUGGAGAUGAAAGAAAAAGAACAGUUUCGGAAAGCUGAUCAGAGCACAAGUACUUUGAAGAGGUGGGAGAAAUAUGCAAAUUUAAAUACGUCUGCUAGUUUUGUGGCAGCUCAGGAGAUUGCCAGGCACAGGAGGCCGUUCACAGAUGGACAAUAUAUAAAGGAUAUAUUAGGAUAUCAGAACAUCUAUUCUCGGAUUUCAAAAACAAGAGUGAAAUUGCUCUGUAAAUUAGAGAUAUGCCUCUCUCUGCAAAGACCUUCAAGGACAGGACCAUAAAAAAUGGCAGAAAACAUCACCAGUCAACAAAUAAAGGACAUUAAUUCCGCUUCAGUGUACUCAGCCGCCUGUGAUGAGUCAAAAGAUGUGAGCGAUAUUGAGCAAAUUGAGCUCUUAUGCAGAUAUGUGAAUUCUGCUGGGCCACAGGAAGAAAUCAUUGAAUUGAUUCCACUUCAAGGCCAAACACAGGGAGAGGAGAUCUGUGAGGUUGUGUUGGAUUGUUUAAAAACCAAAGAAAUAAACGCCAACCACCUGGUGUCAGUGACUACUGAUGAGGCACCGAGUAUGACAGGAGCACACAAGGGGUUUGUGACUUUACUUCAGAAGUCACAGGAUAGAAAGCUGCUGACAUUCCAUUGCAUCCUGCAUCAAAAGGGCUUUGUGUGCUCAAGCGUUUCCUCCUCUUGUCAUUCAGAUAGUGAACAAAAUAAUGGCAAAAGGAUUAAACCACAGACAGUUCUGUUCAUUAUUGAAGAAGUUGAAAACACAUAUUCUGAUCUCUUGCUGCACAACAAAGUCUGGUGGCUGUCCAGAGGGGAGGUGCUGAAAUGCAUUGCUGUGUGUCUGGAAAGCAAAGGGCUCACCUUUCCUGAGCUGGAACAGCCAGAUUGGCUGGAAAAGCUGCACUUCUUAGUGGAUACGACAGUGCACCUUGACAUGCUGAACAAAAGUCUCAAGGGGAAAGGAGGCACAGCCCUGCAGAUGCUGGAGGAGGUUUUGGUGUUUGAGCACAAGAUGACAGUUUUUGCCAGAGAUGUACAGAGAGUUAUGCUGUCUCUCUUUCCCUCUUUGAGAGAGUCAAAAGAAGCACAUAAUCAGGAAAACUACGAGAAUUUGCAGCGUGCAAUCAUCGCAAUGCAAACUGCGUUUGGAAAAAGAUUCUGCAAUUUCAGAGAGGAAAAAAACCUUAUCCUUUCCUGUCACGCCCCUGACCACUGAUCCAUCCCUGUUGAGUAUGACUGAAUUCAAAGGUGUAAGAUUGAAUUGGCUGACAUAGCUGUCAAAGACAUAUGGGUGUCUAAGUUCAGAAGCUUGACAGCUGAUCUUGAGGAUGCUGCUCGUCAGAAGGCCAUUCUUGCUCAGAAGCACCAAUGGAGUGAUAUUGGAAACCUUCCCAAACCAGACAAACUUGUGUUCAAAACAUGGAAUGCCAUUUUUGACACUUAUAUGAACAUUAAAAAGUAUGCAUUUGGAGACCUGUCAAUCUUUGGAUCCACAUACUUAUGCGAGCAGGUUUUCUCCAGCAUGAACUACAUAAAAAGAAAACAUCGCUCCCGCCUCACAGAUGACAGCUUGCAAUCCUGUGUGAAGAUCAAAGUGAUGUCUUACAGCCUGAUAUGGAUAAGCUGUGACGUUUGGGAGCAGAAAUCACAUUAACCAGGUUGAUGGUUGACUGCUGUACAUGACUGGGGAGAAAAAGAGAAUGACGGCGCACUGAAAUAGAAUAUAGUCAUAAUGAAAUAUAAACUGCAUUUUUUUUUUUUUUGGUUUGCUCUUUUUAAUUAAAAUGAAUAUGCUGCAGCUGUAUGAUUUUAGAAUGUUUGAGUGGGCUAAUUUGUUUAUUUUUUAUUCCAGAAAUAAUAAGGGACUCAAACCUCAAGCCUGCAUUGUGUAUUUUAUUUGAAAAUAAACUUACACGAGGCAGUUUUUUUUAAAAUUUGUUUUGUUUUUUGUAUAGACUUCAAAAGAAUUUGGUGUUUUGCUUUGUUACAAACAAAAUGUCAGUUUUUUUCCGUUUCUAGGUCUUUAAUUUCAUAAAUGAAACAAACUAUUGUUCUUAUAUACAUAUCACGAGUAAAAUGAAACUUUAUAUGCCAUACAUCUUUAAAAUAGGUUUUGCAGCCCCAGGUGGGUUUUAUUUUGUGGGAAACGGCCCCAAAUGGAUCUUUUGAUACUGUGGGUUGCUGACCCCUGGUUUGGACAAAUAACAUAUGUGACUGUACACACCAAACAUGGUCACUUAGCGGUUCUCUACCAAACUAUAUGGACUAGAACUGUGACACGGCAGUUCACUGUUUUUGUCCUUUGGCCUGACCAAAUGAGACAAACUACAGAUCUAUACCAGUUUAACUGUGAUUCUUGCUUUGUGUAUUUUUUU